Messenger RNA from Schistosoma bovis, 1481 nucleotides. The record is from the annotation of a GenBank genome assembly. NCBI's taxonomy places the organism in Eukaryota, Metazoa, Platyhelminthes, Trematoda, Strigeidida, Schistosomatidae.
AAAGAAGGCUCAAAAACUGAGAUCUAAUAAACUCAAAGUGGGGUUCCGUUUUUCUCAUCCAGUGGUCAGUGUCUGGAACACCUUACCCGAACAAAUAGUAUCAGUCCUAUCGGGAAACACUUUCAAAGAGACCUUCACUAGAAAACAAACUGUUAGGAUUAUUACAAGUCCACUAACAUACUAUCAUUAUUAAUGAGGACUGAAGACUGAUCUCGAACACAUCAGUCAUACUUCGUUGUUUCAACCUUGCGCUGCGUGUAAUUUUCUUCAAGGUUUUUGUAAUCGUCACUUGAAUUCUCUAUAUAUUACAUGCAAAUACGGAAUGAGUGUGGCCAAGAAUUCACUGGAUAACAAGGGAAAUUCCAAUGAUGCUAUCGAUUGGGAUGAUAUGGUUUAUCAUCCAGCAUUCGGAGCAGAUAUUGAUCCCAAAGCAGGCUUACAUCCAGCUACUGAAGCUUUGCAAGCACUGAAAUAUGAAUCAGAAGAUCCAGAUGCUAAUGCUCGUAGUUACAAAGAAGAAGGAAAUUAUUAUUAUAAGGGGAAAGACUUUUCUAAAGCGAUAUUGUCUUAUACAGGUGGCCUACGUGCAAAGUCAUCAGAUCGUAAAUUAAAUGCAAUACUAUAUACCAAUAGAGCAGUAUGCCAUUUCUAUCUAAAGAAUUACCGAUCAUGUAUUCGUGAUUGUAAGUCUGCUGUCAGUUUGUCACCGGAUUAUGUUAAAGCUUAUGUAAAAGGAAUUGAGGCUUGCCUAGCACUUUCAAAAAUUGAUGAAGCUUUAGAAUUGUCAUCAACCGGCUUAAAUAUACUGCCUUCUUCUCCUGAAUUACUUGAAGUACAGUAUAAGGUUCUUAAAAAGCAAAUGGAAUUAGAUAAGGAGGUUGAACAGCGAUCAAAAUUGGAUUGUAGAAAAGAAAAUGAUAUGAAUACUGAAUAUGAGAUUUUAAAGUCACGUGGAAUUGAUGUUAAUCUCAAAUUAAAACCUAUUGAUAUGCCAGAAGUGGGUUGUUCCACAUUUUAUGUGGAUUCAUCGGGUAAAUUUCACUGGCCUAUUCUUUUUAUGUAUCCUGAAUUCGGACAAACUGAUUUCCUCCGUGAUGUAAUUGAAUCAAGCAUGAUCAUUGAUUGUUUAAAGUUAGUUUUUGAUGUGAAUCAGCCUCCUCCACCGUGGGAUCCGAAGCGCCUAUACUCCCUUGAAGAUGAUGCUAUAGAGGUUUAUUUUGAACAUGAUAUAAUGAAAAAGUUUAUUCUUUGUUCACCGCAAUGUACAAUCAAAAAACUAACUAAACAAAAUGGAUUUAGUGUCGGCAGAGAUCUACUCAUUAUUUUACAUGUGAUAUCUAAACGAUCAACACAUUUCUAUAGUAGUUGGAAAGACGAGAAAAUUUAACUUGAUUGACUGUCUAGCUUUACGCGUUAUUUGUAGGAAUUAUCCCUGCUUUUUUAAAUACUGGAUAAAAUAAAACCCCAUUUUAGAAGAAAAA